AUACGUUCCGGGGUCUCGCAGCUGUUCGCGUUUCCUAGCCGGUGCUCGUCUGGCGCUGCUGCCGGCUCUGGCUGCUACUGCUGCUGCUGCUGCUACUUGGAAAUCCUGAGCUUAGAAGACCUCCUCCGCACUUUGGAGGCGCGCGCUGAAUUACAGCCGGCAAUCUCGCCAUCAGCGGCCGUCCGUUUGCGUCGUCUAUAUUCGCUCGUGUGAUUCUGAAUUUGUUUUGAGCCUCAUCGAGACGCCCCAGAAAAGGAUCCUAAUCGGCCGUCCUUAUCAGCCACCGCCAGAGUACGGAAAGCUCCGGCCUGCAUAAGCAACUUGGUCCGCGCUGGCUAUGAGAACCGUCGAGGCGGUGUGCAGUCGACCUCCCAUUUGCUAUGUUUGAAGAAAGCGAGUCAUGUCCUACAAACUGCUGCCCGAAGACGAGCUGCUCGGAUUCACCGCCGUCGUACAUGGAGACGCAGACGAACGCAUUGAAGUUUAUGGUUACAGAAUCUCCACCUGGAGAAAGCUACUGUACAAUGCAUUCUGCUUCCUGACAUUGGGACUGGUGGCGCUGGUCUCAAGAUGGCAACCUGAACGGGAAGUAUGGAUGACGUGCACCACUUGCGAACUGUCUAAAGCUGAGGUCCUCGUCCUAAAGGACAAGUACAACAGACUUUCAGUAUCCAAGGUCAUUUUACAACCUAUUCAUGAACCCACUUCAUCAAGCAUUGCCUUUUACAAGCACAGCUCCUGUAAAGUCACAUAUCAGGAGGCUUACCUGAGGUUCUUCAUACACCAGCACAUUCGCUAUGUGUGGAACGCCCAAGAGGCAAGGUUUAGCAGAUUAAGUGGCCUGGACAAAGGUGUCGACUGCACUGAUUUCUUCAACAAGUACACGGGCUACACGAAAGAGCUACAAGAAGAAAAGUCUCGCAUCUAUGGACUUAACUCAAUUGAUGUGGAGGUGAAAUCUUAUCUGAGCCUACUUCUUGAAGAGGUAAUCAAUCCAUUUUACAUAUUCCAAAUUGGAAGCAUCACCCUAUGGAUUCUGGACAUUUACUACUACUAUGCUACCUGCAUUCUCAUCAUAUCCGUCGUUUCCAUUGGAGUGUCGCUCUAUGAGACGAAAAGGCAAAGGAAGCUUUUGAAAAGCAUUGUUUCCCAUGCCAAUGCAGGAACAGUGCUCGUCAUUCGAUCAGAACACGAAAUGGAGGAGGUUCCCUCGUGCUGCCUGGUUCCCGGUGAUCUCAUUUGCGUGCCGCCGUCCGGCUGCAUCAUGUCCUGCGACGCCGUGCUCACAGCGGGCAACUGCCUGGUGAACGAAAGCAUGCUUACAGGUGAAAGCAUUCCUGAUGUAAAGACUCCCCUUUUGCCUUAUAACGAAGAGUUUUCACCGGAACUGCACAGGAGGCACGUGCUGUUCAGCGGCACCCAAGUCAUCCAGACUCGUUACUAUGGCAGUAGCAGGGUGACAGCAGUGGUGAUCCGCACAGGCUUUUCAACAGCCAAGGGAUCCCUGGUGCGGUCCAUCCUGUUCCCUCAGACCAUGUGCUUCAAGUUCUACAAGGAUGCCAUCAUGUUUGUCCUCCUGCUCUUUGCCGUGGCCAGCGUGGGCAUGGUGUUCACACUCUACCUCUAUAUCAAGAGACACGUGAGCCUCAGGGAAACUAUAAUUCGUGCCUUGGAUAUUGUAACCAUAGCCGUUCCCCCUGCCCUCCCGGCAGCAAUGACCGUGGCAACUGUAUAUGCUCAGAACCGCCUCAAGCGUGCAAACAUCUUCUGCAUCAGCCCUCACCGAAUCAAUGUCGGUGGAAAACUGAAGCUUGUCUGCUUUGACAAGACAGGAACUCUGACUGAGGAAGGACUAGACCUUUGGGGGAUACUGCCGGUUCACAAUCGAUUCUUCAUGGCACCUGUAGGAGAUCCGACCCAGCUGCCUGCACGAAGCCCUUUGCUUGUCUCCAUGGCAACAUGCCACACACUAACUACGGUCGACGGGAAACUAGUUGGCGAUCCUGUUGACCUCAGCAUGUUUCGGGCAACCAAGUGGGACAUUGAGGAGCCCGGUGCGGCCUCGAACCGCUACGACGUCCUCACCCCAACCGUUGUGAAGCCCCCUCCUGCACGGAAGGCCCGCCUUGCAUUCCUGCACCAGACUCCUCUCGUCUUCAUUCCCCCUCAGCUACUCACAGAGCCCGUUGGCCGAGGGCCUGCGGCUCAAGCCACUGAUGUGACAACGAGACCCGGUGACUCCGAAGACGUGGAGAUAGAGGAGGUUCCCUACGAGGUUGGCAUCGUGCGGCAGUUCCCCUUCACCUCGACGCUGCAGAGGAUGAGCGUCGUGUGCCGCACUCUGGGCAGACGCUACAUGGACCUCUAUGCCAAGGGGGCCCCCGAGAUGAUACACUCCCUCUGCGACCCGACAACAGUACCCGAGAACUACUUCGACGUGCUUCGAGGGUACACUCUGCAAGGCUUCCGUGUCAUGGCCCUUGCAUACCGUCCGCUCGAGAAAAAGCUCACAUGGCACCAUGUGCAGCGAGUUGGGAGAGACCAGGUGGAAUGCAACCUGACAUUCCUUGGAUUCCUCAUCAUGCAAAACAUGCUCAAGCUAGAGUCAACCCCGGUGAUUCACACUCUCCACAACGCUUGCAUCCGUUGUCUCAUGGUCACUGGUGACAACUUGUGGACUGCCAUCAGCGUAGCGAGAGACUGCGACAUGAUUGCGAGCACAGUCCGGGUGGUGGUCAUCAAGGCGAGCAUCAACCCAGGGUCAUCCAUGGCAACGUUGGAGUUCGAAGAAGCCUGCCGUGCUGAUGAAAUCAACAGUAGCAGGAGCUUCAGGGCGGACAAAUAUAUUGAAAUGGAGGAGAAUUCCAAUUUCCAGUUUGCUGUGGAUGGGCGCUCCUUUGCCAUCAUUCGACAUCAUUUUCCGGACAUUUUUGAGAAGCUGCUGGUGAGGGGAACCGUGUUUGCACGCAUGUUGCCAGACCAGAAAAUGCAGUUGGUGCAGCAUUUGCAGCAGCUGGGCUAUGUCGUCGGAAUGUGUGGAGACGGCGCAAAUGACUGUGGGGCCCUAAAAGCUGCAGAUGUUGGGAUCUCCCUGUCCGAAGCAGAGUCGUCUGUGGCAGCACCUUUCACUUCUAAGGUGCCCAACAUACAGUGUGUGCCCACUGUAAUCAGGGAAGGACGCUGUGCCUUGGCCACUUCAUUCUCCAUGUUCAAGUUCAUCUCAUUGUACAGUCUCAUCCAGUUUCUCUCCGUGAUGCUGCUCUACUACGUGCAGACCAACUUCUCGGAUGGCAUGUUUCUCUAUGUCGACUUGUUUGUCAUCACAACGCUUGCAGUGACAAUGAGCUAUGCAGAGCCCUGCACCGAGCUGGUGGCUGGGCGUCCCCAGAGCAGCCUCGUCAGCCAGUCCAACAUCACAUCGCUGCUUCUUCAGCUGAUCAUUGUCACCGUUGGCCAAGUGGGAAUGCUCAAGUACCUACAGUCACAGUCCUGGUACACCCGUCCCAACCAUGACCCGGAGGAAGACGUCUACAAUUACUGGGACACGGCAACCCUGUUCUUCGUCUCCUGCUACCAGUACCUCAUCAUGGCGGUGGUUUUCUCCACAGGACCACCAUUCCAGAAGCCCCUGUGGAGCAACUUCUGGUUCCUGGGAAACCUGGUUGUGCUGUUCUGCUUCACCACAUUCCUGCUGUUCCAGGCAUUCCCAUCUGUGAAAGGCUUCUUUGAUAUGGUGCGCUGGCGAUCGGAGGAGAAAAUCCACUUCCGGAUGACCAUCCUCAUGGUUUGCGGCUUGUCCUGGAUAUUUUCCCACGUGGUUGAGGAGUAUGUCAUAAACAGUGCAAUGCUCAAGCGAGCAUACAGGGCCUUGGUGCCCAAACUGGCUCCCAAAAACCGGUACAAGGUUGUUGAACUCGAAAUCAUCCAAGACCCCAGCUGGCUCGCCCCCAAGACAACCAUGCUCAAGCACUUUGACGACUUCCCCAAGAGCUGAGAUUGGGCAGCUUAACUCGCAACACAAGGCCAUGCCAUGCGAGGAAGUGUGUCCAUUUGCAACUCCAUAAUUUGUGUCGGACAAUCAAGCCGCUGCCAUCAAGCUGCCUGUUGUGCCACGAAAUCGAAGUGAUAACCUUCAAAAUUCUCUUACAAAUGGACAAACCAGUGUGCCAAAUGUUAGGAGGUUGUGCCAAGCCUUGCCAAUCCUGCAGAAAGCUGCGAUUCACAAGAAACAGUGUGAGGAUAUUUAUGCACAUUUUUGUCUCGAGAUUGUGCAAAUUAUGCUGACACCAUUCCAGAUGUUAUGUGCGCUAACUGUGUGUAUAUAAUAGAUAAUUGACUUUUUAGAAAGGGAUGUGCAAAGAGUGUAAAAAAAUAAUAUUUAUAAUAUAUAUUUUAUGUUGCCGAUCAGUGCGAUGCCACACUUGAGUGAAAUAUAUUUUGAUUCAAGG
Molecule: messenger RNA, 4448 nt
Organism: Ixodes scapularis (black-legged tick)
Lineage: Eukaryota; Metazoa; Arthropoda; Arachnida; Ixodida; Ixodidae
Product: polyamine-transporting ATPase 13A3
Exons: 33
Coding region: 401-3994 (1197 amino acids)
Biological process (GO): intracellular calcium ion homeostasis
Cellular component (GO): membrane
Molecular function (GO): ATP binding; P-type transmembrane transporter activity; ATP hydrolysis activity
Source: RefSeq, a predicted model, not a curated record